GGCCCCAGUUCUCGGACAGCCUCACAUCAGACAAAGCACAGCCCUCCCCGCCGUUUUCUUUUCCUGAAGAGAGAGCAGUGCUUGUCGGUAGAGGAAUGGGUCAACUUUGUGCAGUCCGAUCAGCAGUGAAGAAAACAGGGGAGCAAUCAAAGGGCUAAAAAGAGGAGAGAAUAAGCAAUCUGAGGGAAGUCCUACGUUUUUUCAAAGUUUUUGUAUAAAUAGAGAGGGAGAAUCGGAGAGAAGGGGGCGGACGGAAAAAAAAAAAAUCAAGCCGAGAAAAAAAAGGAGGAGAUCCCAGAGCCUUGGGUACCGGCGGAAGGAGGAAUUUCUUGAGUGCCCUAUUGCUUGUAAUCUGAUCUUUGAGGGAUGUUGGCACUUGUCUGCGCUCCAUCUACAUGGCCAAAGGGAUUUGGUGGCAUUGUCAAACUGUCUGCUUCUCCUUCCAACAUAUGAACCACUGAUUUCAUUGAUGGUCGGUCUGUUGGGUACCACUGGAUGCACCAAAGUCCAACAAUUGUAAGUUUUCUUGCUAUCUUGGCAUGGCCCUCAUUUUCUAUUCUAAUCCCCAGCACUUCUCCUUUCUCCAAGCAAUUAUACACCCAUUCUGGGAAAUAAACUUGGCUUGUACUCCCCACUGUGAUGUCAAUAUUCUUCCUCCCUCCUACCAUUUCCAACAAUAGCAUUCCAAAGCUAUAAACAUCUGAUUUAUAUGACACUUUUCCAAAGUUCCUAAACAGUAAGCAUUUUGUUCCUUGGGACACAGCUUUGCUAGACCAAAGUUGGAGAUCUUAGGAUUGAAGUUAUGGUCUGGCAAGAUAUUGUGAGGCUUGAUGUCAAAAUGAAGGAUUUUUUUAUCACAAUCUCGGUGUAGGUACUCAGUUCCUUUUGCUAUUCCUAUUGCAAUAUCUUGAAGAUUCUCUCAACUGAGGGAACGACUUUGGUCUCUGGUUGCAAAGAUAAACUUUUCCAAUGAUUCAUUUGGCAUGUACUUGUAAACAUGAGCUCUUUUAUUUCCAUCUGCACAAAAUCCAAUCAAGCGAGUGACAUUGA
Rubroshorea leprosula is the source of this 1050-nucleotide messenger RNA. The record is from the annotation of a GenBank genome assembly. NCBI's taxonomy places the organism in Eukaryota, Viridiplantae, Streptophyta, Magnoliopsida, Malvales, Dipterocarpaceae.